Messenger RNA from Adineta steineri, 1107 nucleotides. The record is from the annotation of a GenBank genome assembly. Lineage: Eukaryota; Metazoa; Rotifera; Eurotatoria; Adinetida; Adinetidae.
AUGUUGCCCUAUCUAGUCUCUACAGAUGUUAUUUUGGUGAAAGACAAGGGUACGAAGACAUCGUGUGCUCGUGAUUUUUCGGCUGUCUUACAAAAACUUGUUCUUUCUAUGAGUGACGAAAUUCGUUUCGAGAUAAUUGCAGAGAUUCUUCAUAAGCUGCCACAAUUACGUACAUUCUGGUAUAUUGCAUUCAUUUGUGACAAUUAUGAUGGAAAAGAAUAUCAAGAUGGUCAAGUAUGGGAACAAUUAAUUCGUACAUAUUUGCCAAACUUAAUUGACUUUCGUUUACAUGUAGGUCUUGAAAGAGAAAGGGGCGUAGGGCCUUCUAAUAUCAUUCAAUCAUUUUGUACUUCUUUUUGGAUUGAAAAAAAAAAGUGGUGGUUUGUUGCUGAUCAACCUGAUAAUAAUGCUGAUACGAUAGAACUUUACAGUUUACCUCCGCCAGUUAACUGUAAAAUUAUUUUCCGUACUAACGUACAGUGGGCUUCAAAUUCAUCAAAUCCAAAUUUUAAAAGUGUAAGAACACUCGGUCUAUUGCCUACAUCAAAUCGAUCAAUGAGUUCGGUACCCAACACACGUUAUUUUCCUAACGUAACAACAAUUCGUUCAGCAAGUAGCUAUGGCUUUGAUUUCUUCUUCGAUAUUUCGAUCCUUUCUGCUUGUAUCGAUUUAACAAAGAUUAAGAAUUGCGUCAUCGUAAAUCGAGAUCUUAUCAAAGCUCUGCCUGCCAUGACCAAUCUCACUACGAUGGAAAUACGACACGUCAGUGCAGAUAUUGAAGAUUUCAAGAAAAAUUAUUCAUCAAUACCUACACUCAAGAAAUUGAGCCUCGGUACUUAUUCUUCUGAUUAUGGUUGUGAUCAGAAUGAUUUAACAAUAAUUACAUCUCUCUUUUCCAAUCUCGAACAUAUCCAGUUGAGCAUCGGCGAACUUGAAAGUCUGAAUAUUUUAUUCGCUAAAUUAUCGCAUUUGAUUUAUGCAACAAUCUAUUAUAAGAUUGAAGUCAUUAAUAGACAACAUUUAGAACAAUGGUUAAAUGAUCACGAAGCAAUAAUAAAAUUUACUUGGUCUAUAGACGACGAUCGAUUAGAUAUAUGGAUGGACUAA